Messenger RNA from Triplophysa dalaica, 4823 nucleotides. It is a transcript of the gene kcnh4a, whose product is annotated as potassium voltage-gated channel, subfamily H (eag-related), member 4a. Gene Ontology annotation, cellular component: membrane. The transcript has 16 exons. Lineage: Eukaryota; Metazoa; Chordata; Actinopteri; Cypriniformes; Nemacheilidae. Gene Ontology annotation, molecular function: voltage-gated potassium channel activity. The record is from RefSeq and is a predicted model, not a curated record. The coding region runs from base 567 to 4037 and encodes 1156 amino acids. Gene Ontology annotation, biological process: regulation of membrane potential; potassium ion transmembrane transport.
AUGCAGAGCAUCUUUUGACCUCGUAUUAGGACAACCCAAAAGCCAAACAAAGAAAAGGAAUUUUAAAAGAAGAGGUGUGUACUGGCUGAAGAAUUGAUUGAAAACAUUGAAGAGGACCGAAUAGGAUCCCAAGCAAUGAAGAAAAGAAAUGAAGCCUGUAUAUUGAACCGCUGUUGAGAAAGAGAGAGCAGAAGAGCCGUGACAGUGCAGGGUGACAUCACAAAUUGAUGGGCUGUAGAGCGUGAACACCAAAUUUAAGCACCUGGACUAAAAACUGCAUCGACAAGAGUACAUCCUUCCAAACUACAGUUGUAGCAUCCGACCGCUGUGGAAACUGGGGAUUCAAGUAAAUAUGUGAAUUUUGCAAAAGGCAUUCCGGUUCUUAACAAAAAGUGGUUUUCAACUCAUCUGAACCAGCCGCCAACAAGCUUUGAACCACAGACGGAAUCGCCUACCUUCUCUUCCAGAAAUCUCCUCCUCCGGGGGGUCUUUAAUUGGACUGAUCUCUACUUUCUCUGCCGCUCUCUUUAUUGCUUUAUGUGAUGGAUAUCUGAGGAUCAGUCACCAUGCCAGUGAUGAAAGGGCUCUUGGCCCCUCAGAACACCUUUCUCGACACCAUUGCCAAGCGUUUUGAUGGCACACACAGUAACUUCCUGCUGGGCAAUGCUCAGGGAAGUCGAGGGUACCCUAUUGUGUACUGUUCAGACGGGUUCUGUGACCUCACGGGGUUCGCACGCACCGAGGUCAUGAAGAAGACAUGCACGUGUCACUUCCUGCAUGGACCGGAAACAAGUGAGAGAGUGACCCAACAGGUGGAGAAAACUUUAGAGGGACAGAGGGAGUUCCAGACAGAGGUUCGAUAUUACAGGAAGAACGGAACGUCGUUCUGGUGUCUGUUGGACAUCGUGCCUAUUAAAAAUGAGAAAGGAGAAGUGGUUCUGUUUCUCUUGUCCUUUAAAAAUAUCACCGACUCGUAUGGCAAAUCACAUCCCUGCUCUAACACAGAAGAGGAUUGCACUCAAAGCAGGAAGUCUGGUGGAACCAAUCUGAGUCAAGCUCGUGAGCGAGGUCGUAGCGUUCUGUACCACCUGACCUGUCAGUUCACCAAAAGGAGCAAAAGGAAGCUGCCUAAUCGUGUUUUUUCCCAGCCAACCCUACCGGAGUACAAGGUGGCGUCGGUUCAGAAGUCCCGUUUCAUCCUGCUCCAUUACAGUGUGUGCAAAGCCUUGUGGGAUUGGUUGAUCCUCCUUGCAACAUUUUACGUGGCUGUGACCGUUCCCUACAACGUCUGCUUCUCCACCCCUGACGACAGCGAACAUGACAACCCAGACUGUAACUCCGCCUCCAGAACCACCCUCGUCAGCGACAUAGCUGUAGAGAUGCUUUUCAUCCUCGACAUCGUCCUGAAUUUCAGAACCACCUACGUUGGGCCCGCGGGUCAGGUGGUUUAUGAUUCUCGCUCCAUCUGUCUUCACUACUGCACCACCUGGUUUAUUCUGGAUCUCAUAGCUGCCCUGCCAUUUGACCUGCUCUAUUUAUUCAACAUCUCAGUGACUUCCCUCGUCCACUUAUUGAAAACUGUGCGAUUACUCCGUCUGCUGCGCUUGCUGCAAAAGUUGGAUGGUUAUUCCCAGUACAGCGCCGUGGUUCUUACAUUGUUAAUGUCUGUGUUUGCCCUGCUGGCACACUGGCUGGCCUGCGUUUGGUACGUCAUUGGUCGCAAAGAGCUUGCCAGCAAUGACCCCCUAACCUGGGACAUAGGUUGGCUGCAAGAGUUAGGGAAGCGUCUGGAGACUCCGUACACCAAUGGUACAGUUGGCGGCCCUUCGUUGCGCAGCGCCUACAUUGCUUCUCUCUACUUCACGUUGAGCAGUCUGACUAGCGUUGGAUUCGGAAACGUCUGUGCCAACACAGACGCUGAGAAGAUCUUCUCCAUCUGCACCAUGCUUAUCGGGGCGCUGAUGCAUGCGGUGGUGUUUGGGAAUGUGACAGCCAUCAUUCAGCGCAUGUACUCUCGCCGUUCCCUCUACCACACGCGCAUGAAGGAUCUGAAAGACUUCAUCCGCGUGCACCGCCUGCCCCAGCAGCUGAAACAGCGCAUGCUGGAGUACUUCCAGACCACCUGGUCUGUCAACAACGGCAUCAAUGCCAAUGAGCUUUUACAUGACUUCCCAGACGAGCUGCGUGCAGACAUCGCCAUGCACCUAAACAAAGAUAUUCUGCAGCUUCCCCUCUUCUCCUCAGCCAGUAGGGGGUGUCUACGUUCCCUAUCUCUGCACAUUAAGACGUCGUUCUGUGCGCCUGGCGAGUAUCUUAUCCGCCAUGGAGACGCCCUGCAUGCUCAACACUUUGUCUGCUCUGGGUCUCUAGAAGUGUUGAAGGACGGCAUGGUGUUGGCCAUACUGGGUAAAGGAGACCUGAUUGGUGCAGACCUGCCGGGGAAGGAUCAGGUGAUCAAGGCUAAUGCAGAUGUGAAAGCUCUGACCUACUGUGAUCUACAGUACAUCAGUGUAAGAGCUCUUCAGGAGGUUCUCGAACUCUACCCAGAAUACAGCAGCCGCUUCAAUGAGGAUAUACAUCACAAUCUCACCUACAACCUCAGAGAGGGCCAAGCCAGAUUUACACGCUCAACAAGACUCCCACAGGAACGCUUUGAUGAUUCAAAGCUGCCGUUCAUUGUGGAGGCUGAGCAAGAAGAAUCCGGACAGGACAUGGGCCGGAAACCCUUGCUCUCUGGGUUUGGUGGUCCUUCAUCACAACCUAAUCUUAGUACCAUGCUGGGGGAGGAAUUUCGAAACAUCAGUAUGCUCCGGCUCUGCAGGUCCCCCAUUCAGAGCUCCCGGGUACGAAGCCCCUCUCCUCAGAUGCCACCCAAUGAGGACCUGUCUGUUGGCACUUUAUAUCCUAGAACAGAAAAGAACUCCUGCAACAGGCCAGCCAAACUUCUUAUUCCUGCUCUGAACUGUGUCAGUCCAUUGGACCUGAGCCCAAGGGUCGUUGAUGGCAUUGAGGAUAAUGAACAUGCGUUUCAUUUCAACGUUGAGCAUAACGAGCAGUCUCCUAACACAGAGGUCAAAGACCCAUUUCAGGUGGGCGCAAACUUGCUGCUUGAGACAGAGGAAGUCAGACAGAGUCUUCGCCUGCUCAAUGCUGAGAUGAACCACCUGAACCAGGAAGUGUCCUCGCUGACCAAGGAGCUUCAUGAAAUGAUGCAGUUCCUACACAACCACGUGACCCCAUCCCACUUCACUUCCUCUUUUACCCCCUACAGCUCUUACAGCUGUCAUACGUCAUCCAACUUUACAAACGUGGCCUCCUCUGCAACCGACUGGUCAUCUCGGCUGGGCUAUAACAUGUCUGCUGGUGCCUCUUUACAACCGGACACCUCUCUGAGAGAUUCUUUAGGAUCCAGGCACACGUGCACUUGCAAUGAAAGCCAUGCCCAGGAAAGAGGCUCUGUUUUGGGGCAGGAAGGGGACAUUGAACUCCUUCAUCAAACGCCUAAUCCCCACUCAACCUACACCCAUUUUCCAUGCUGCCCUGACCAGGAAAGGGUUGCCACCCUGGGCGUAGAGAGUCAGGCAAUCCCCUGUCAGACUUCUAAGACCACACCUAAUUCACCAUAUCUAAGACAUCAGGGUCCCCAUUCUGGAGGGUCUCUCCUGGGCUUGGCUUUAGCAUGUCCCGCCAGUGGAUUGUUUCCUCAGGUUAGAAGUGGAGGUUGCACUGUUACCCCUAGCAACACGUUGCCUCUGUGCAGCUAUAAUGUCCAGAGUCAAUCUCAUCCUUCUCUGAGUUUACAGAUGACCUCUGACCUAACGUGCCAGCAUUCCAGAGCUCAUACGCCGAUCCAUUCAUCCAUUACACCAACAGGCCCAUCACAGCCUCUCAUAGCUGUCAGUUCACUUAUGCAUGCUGGGAUUUGUAGUACAAAUUUUCUGCAUUUCCCCACGGGACCCAGACAGAAUGACAUGGUGGGAUCAAGUCCUGUUCACGUACAUGAUCCCAUUUUAGCAUCUACUGUAGAAAAGAAAUAAAUGGAACAUGGACCUGCUAAGAAGUGACGUAGCUAAUCCUGGAUGAAGAUUCACAGUGUCUUUGUCUACUGCAUGGUUACUGCCUUCGCUUAGGACAAAUACAGCGCAUUUGCCAUGCUGUGUAUGUGGCUUAUAUUAGAUAUAUUGCAGUGGCAAAUCGGUGGUUUGCGGCUGUGGGUUCUGAGUUUUGACCAAGACUAUUGUUUUAAGAUAAAUGAAAACUCCACAAUUACAGUGGAACUUGUCUGAAUGAGUCAUUACCCCUGUUUGUAUUUAGGCUAGGCGUGCAGUCUGUUCCAACUGUUAGUUUUAUGUUGCUCCACAGGGCUUGGUUUUACAUUGGCAAUUUCGCUGUGUAGGUUUUGUACACUGUCCCUCGGGACUGAGUCAUGCAUCACAAAGUGCCAGAAUUUCCAGGCUCUGUUGUCACGCUGCAUUUUUGUCAGAGCACAUUUUGAAGCUCUAUGUUUAAAACACUUUAUUUCCCGGACACAUUUGAAAAUGACAUGAACUAAGUUUUAAUGUUUAAAAGCAUGUGUAAAAUAUGUAAUGAUAAUGAUAUGGAUUUAUUUUUGUGGCUGGGUGUUUGAAAAAAUAUAUUGAUUUGUGCACAUUUAUUUAAAUUCGUUUAGCUCUCACUUCAAAUAUCUUUUUUAAAGACAUACUCUUGCAAAACGGGCCUCUUUUAUACUGGUAUUGUAAUAAAUGUCUAAAUUAAAAGCCAUGCAAUUGUAAAAAAAACAUUUGCCUGUUGAAAAUGUCAUCCUUAGAGAAUAAACCAUAAAU